CUGGUGUCCCGUCAGGGCGCGGGCGGGUCGCGUCGCCCCCGCCAUGUCCCUCCCGCUGCGGCCCCGCCGCCCACUACUUAAAGCGGCGGGAAGCGGGUGCCGUGCCGCUCGCGCCCUGUCCGCGUGUUUCCACAGAAGAUGGCCUCGACGUGCCCACGGCCCCUGCUGAGGUACCGGUCCUUCGCCAUCCUCUUGCUCGCACCGCUGCUGCUGCUGCCGCUGCCGAUCACUGUGCCCACGCGGGAAGCCAAAUGCGCAUAUAUCAUCAUCAUCAUGGCUGUGUACUGGUGCACUGAAGUUAUCCCACUGGCUGUUACUUCCCUAAUGCCAGUUGUAUUUUUCCCUCUGCUUGGAGUUCAGAGCUCUAAAUCAGUGUGCUUGCAGUAUCUAAAUGACACAAAUAUGCUCUUUGUUGGAGGGCUGAUAGUUGCAAUUUCUGUUGAACGGUGGAAUCUUCACAAAAGGAUUGCGCUGAGAGUCCUGCUGAUACUUGGGGUGAAGCCUGCACUCCUCAUGCUGGGGUUUAUGAUAGUCACUGCCUUCCUGUCCAUGUGGAUAAGUAACACAGCAACCACUGCUAUGAUGGUUCCCAUUGUUCAGGCUGUCCUGGAUCAAAUGGACAACACAGAAAAUGAUGUGACCAUGAUGGAACAAGCAACUGGCCAAACAAAUACAGUGAUUGAGCUGGAGGAAAAGAAUGCAUCAGAUCCCACUCCAGUGCAGGUCAUAAGCAAUGGACAAGUUCCUGAUGGCACCAGAUCUUCUGAGGAAAAGAAAAUGAAGAAACGUAUAUGUAAGGGAAUGACACUGUGUGUGUGCUAUGCUGCCAGCAUUGGAGGAACUGCAACACUGACUGGAACAGGGCCAAACAUGGUAUUGAAAGGCCAGAUGAAUCAAUUAUACCCCAACAAUAAUGAUGUCCUGAAUUUUGCUUCCUGGUUUGGGUUUGCCUUUCCAAACAUGAUUCUGAUGUUGGUGUUAGCGUGGCUUUGGCUUCAGUGCUCUUUCAUGGGAUUCAACUUUAAAAAAAGCUGGGGAUGUGGGACAGUGAGAACUGCUAAAGAAAAAGCUGCAUACAACGUGCUGAAAGCAGAAAUGAAGAAAUUGGGCCCUAUCUCUUAUGCUGAAUUCAAUGUCCUCGUAAUGUUUGCCUUGCUGGUUGUCUUGUGGUUUUCCAGACACCCAGGCUUUGUAAAAGGCUGGGCUAGCAGGGUCUUUCCAGAAGGAGAAAAAUAUAUCACUGAUUCUGCUCCUGCUGUGUUUAUUGCCCUGCUACUGUUCAUCCUUCCUGCUAAUAAACCCAAAUUCAUAGGCUGGAGUUCAAGCAUGUCUGACACUGAACAGACUGAAGAAGAUAUUAAGAAGCCAUUUUUAUCAGCCCCACUGCUGGACUGGAAUGUGGUUCAGAGGAAGAUGCCCUGGAACAUUGUGCUGCUGCUGGGAGGAGGUUUUGCUUUGGCUGAUGCAAGCGCAAACUCUGGACUCUCAGGUUGGCUGGGUCGUCAGAUGACUCCAUUAGGAUCUAUUCCACCCUGGUCCAUUGCAACUGUACUUUCCCUUAUUAUAGCAGUCUUCACUGAAUGCACCAGUAAUGUUGCCACAGCCACUCUCUUCCUACCUGUCUUUUCAUCCAUGGCUGUAUCUGUCAAGAUCCACCCUUUGUACGUUAUGCUGCCAAGUACUCUGAGUGCUUCCUUUGCCUUCAUGCUGCCUGUUGCGACACCUCCAAAUGCAAUAGUGUUUUCCUAUGGCCACAUCCGGGUUUUGGACAUGGUUAGGUCUGGAAUAGUAAUGAACAUCAUUGGAGUCUUCUGUGUCACACUGGCAAUCAACACAUGGGGAAGACCUAUAUUUGAGCUGGACACAUUCCCAACAUGGGCAAACAGCACAACUAAUCAAUCCAGUGUUAGAUGCUACCUUCUGGGAGUCACACAUCAGAUCAAGUAUGGACCAACUCAUUACAGUCAUGCUGGAGACAAAUGUGCUGUUUAAUUAUGGUAUGUUUGGAUCAUAAGUAUGAUCAAGUGAUUCACUGCAUUUUCAACCAAGGUCAAGAGUUAGAAUUUAUUUAACUUAUGAAAUAAAAAGAGGGCAAGCUGUCGUAUCAAAUAGUUUGGACUAUUUUAUCACUGGUAUGUAUCUGUAAAUCAUUGUCAUUGGACACAGUUAAGAGCUGACAAUUCAUUAACUGCUACAUAUCAACAAGUCAACAGCUGUACAAAGAAAUUCCCAAUGUCACUUAUUUAGGGUAAAGUCUGUUAUGUUUUAAUCUGGAUUCAACCUUGUGGUGAGCUGUCUCCAAGUCAGCAUGCAAAUGUUUUUGAUCACCUUGUUUUCAUUCCCAGAUCUCAGUGCGUUUAGACACCAUUAUCGAGAGUCAGGAUAAUGUGAUGCCAUGCUAGUUAAGAUUCUGUUGAAGUCUUGAGCAAUUAUGUUGGCUGUGUGUUCCUUGCACUGGUAGGGUCAAGAAUCUUUCCUCCAUUGGCUCCAGGUAGAUGUGGUUUCACAGGUUUUGUUAGUGCCAGCUUGGAAAUGACUGGUCGAGCAUAGGACUUCACACCUACUGGAAAAGCUCCUGGAUUCAUCUUAUUAAAUAACUGUAGAAUUUUGAAGUGGAAACAAGGCAAGAGAGAGGCUCUAAUUGAAGGCCUUGCAAACAACAAGGGGUGCAAAUGACAGGGCUUGUGCUGAUUGUGUACUUUAGAAUCCAGGUCCUGUGACAAAACUGUAGCACCUACUCAUGUAACUUCUGAAGCAAAAGUCAGUCAAAAAAUUAAUGUUGGACUAGGUGUAUCUUGUCAUUGUGUAUGAAUGUUUAUUUAGCCUUGAAGAUGAAGUUGGGAUGUAAGGCCUUGUGUUGUAGUGGACACAUCUAUGAUCAUGACCCAAGUUUUUGUUUCUGGAUUUGCUGUACAACCUCAGGCAGGUCAAUUUACUACUUUUUAUCUCUGUUUCCCAUUCUGAAAAGAUAUUACAGAACUUGUCUACCUCAUAGGAUGUUGUGAAGAAAUAAGGGUCAACUUAUUUCUACUUUAAGGGUAAUUUUCCACCUUGAGGGGGGGGAAAAAAGCUACAUCUGGCCUCUGGCACUAUAACGUGUGUAGAAUAUUUAACAGGUUUGUAGUUAACAUGAAUGUUCCUUACAUAACUGUAAAAAAAUAUUCAUGUUUUAACUUUAAAAGCGAGUCAAGUGCAUAUAUCCACAAGAUCACUAGUUGCUUUUAUGAGCAGAAAAUUUCUUCAGUAUUGAUUUGAGUUUCAUGCUUUUAUCUUCUAUGGUCUUUCAAGGUGCUGAGCACUAUAAACUCUCCACUGACUGUUGUUCCUGGUAUCUCCAAUAGCAUUCUGUCUACCUAGCUGGCUGCAUAUGAUGCAGCCUCAUACCUCUUCCAUGGAAUGAUGGGAUGUGUGGAUAAACACUUGCAAAGUGUUUCUAAGGAAAAGAUCAGUUCUGUUGCCAAGAAAUAGCUUUGUCACAGGUGUUAGUCACCACCUGAAGGUUAUCACAGUAUUCAUUUAAGGAUGUAAAGCCAGAACCAACUAAGCACCUCCUAUGCUUUGGAAAUCAUCACUUAAUGCUGACUUGCAUCUGUAGGUAUCUAAUUGCAUUUGAGAAAGUGACUUUUGUUUUGACAGUCCUUGUAAUAUGAGGACACUUCAUCAACUGCAAGAUUCUUCAUAGCGUUUGAUCUUCACUGUUGCAGGUGAGGUACAGUGGUGCGGCUGGGUAACACUGAGCUUGGCUCUCUCAAUUUAUACAGAUCCAAAUUCCUCAAAAAAUGGUUUCAGCUUGAGGGUAUAGGACAGGUACUUCCCUCUCCUGUUUGCAGAAAGGAACGUUCUGAAAGUAUCUUGAUGGGAAGAAAGUGCCCUCCUCUCAGCUAGGAAAGUGCUUUCUUCUGUUACGAAAGUAGAAAACAGAUGUCAUUUUCUGGAAUGGUUACACUGGGUGAGUUACAGACGUGCCAGAUCGGGGAGGAAAAUACUCAUGGUGGUGUAAAGAAAGGACUCUGACUCUUUUAAUAAACGCGGUGCGCUUGAUGUGUCACCUUGCUGCCCUGUUGAUCUCGAGUACAUCCCUCUGAGACAUCCUUAUUUAUAACAUCUUUAUAAAUGAAUAUUUGAUUUAAAUGGCAAAUUGCAGAAUUAGAGUCAGACAAAUAAAAUAUUAAGACUAUCUUCUGUCUGGCACAGAGUUUCUCCUGUGUGACGCAGCAGAUCACCUGUUUCUGCAUUGCCUUCCACUGUAGCAUAAUAUUGCUCCAGUAAGAUCCACAGUAGUACACACCAUAGAAAAUCAGUGCAAAGCAGAUUUCAGCACUGCUUCAACUAUCUUCAGGCCUGUGUAUCAAUGCUUCCUUUCAGCAUCUAAUUGAUAACUUGAGUUUCUGUCUUUAAAAAUGCUCAGGCCGAACCAAAGCUGGUGGCAUACGCUACAAGCUGUCCUGUUCAUUCCAGAAUAAAAGAUGAUAGGAAUCUAAGAAACACAGCAGUUUUUUAAGAAAUAUACUUGCACAGUCUCCAGAAUAAUGAGAGCGAACACAUUUUUCUUCACUGUCAAGCAUAUGUGUCGUCCUGCUCCUGUGCCCUGAGUAAGCAAAUGCGUUAUUUACAAUAGGUAAUGGAAAGACAAUGCUUUGUUACUGGAACUAGUUAUGUUUAUCUUCCAGCACUACAGAAUAAGAAUCAUGAGACAUGGCAUUUGUUUUUCUUCAAACCAAAAUGUUUUAGCUUUAUGCACAAGUUGUCUUUAGAUAGUGGCAUAAAAGAAUCCCUUUUCCUCCCACUUCAAAACAUGGACCACCAAAGCCAAAAGAAAGUAUGGCAGGAUUUUAGUGUGGACUUUGUUAGUACAGGUUAGUCAGCCAUACUGAACCAGCAAGUAAUUGUUUUCACAUGUGUGAUGUGAUAAAACUACAGCCCUGGACACUUGGAAGUCAUUUGGAAAGUAAAAGGUUUGCAAAGCACAUUGCUCUAAGACGAUUAGGAAUUGUUAAACGAUGUAUUUGGUAGCUUUUUAAAAACAGAUCUGACUAUAGGAAAAAGAUUUGGUUGCCCAUCUAGUUUUUUUGUCUUUUUUCUGUGGCACUGUGUCAACAGUUGCUCAUUAGUUACAGUGUAAAUGUAGAUGGUCUAUUCUGGUCAUAAGGAAGAAGUCGUUCUUCCUGUCAGGGGAAAAAAAAGUUAUCCUUUCUGUGUUUACUUUAUUUACCCACAUCUAAUUACUCAGUGGUCUUUUUUAGCAUGCAGCUUUUCAAGAAGUUUUCAUAAACUCAUGCAGGUCAGAAUGUGGGUCUCAUAAAACAUUAUUAGACCAUACUGUUGACAGAACUGGGUGUACCAGAUACUAUCACAGCCAACAUGUGUGAAUUAUUCUUCGUGAACAAUAAUGUGGGUUGGGUCUUCACAAAUAUUUUGGCAAGCAAGUUGAAUAUCAAAUUUUCCAUUAGAAAUAAAACUACUACCAUUUUUUGAUUAAGCAGUGAUUUUUUUUCAAUUAAGCAGUGAUUAUUUCUGGAGCAAGUGUGUAUUUUUCUUCAACAGCUUGUCUUGACCAUAUGGUUAAAAAUAAAAUUUUCUCUGAAGGUGGCGGAGGUUUUAGCUCCUCUUUUAACAAAGGCUGGGGGAAAAAUACAACAGCUGAAACUUCCCUGAGAGUAGCCCCUUAACCUCAGCUGCCUUCCACUGUCUCGUUUCAGAGCUUACCCUUGACUCUUUUUAUCAUAACUGUCUAUAUAUGUGAACUAGAUCAAUAAGAGCAAAUCAUAAUAUAUCACCCUAAUAUACUGGAAAUGUCCCAGUUAGAAACAAUCCUUUGAGAAUUCGUACUGGGAGAUUUACCCUUGUCUAAUAGGUAUUCAAAUAUAUAAAUAUUGACUUUUUUCCCUGCAAGUGAUUAGGGCCUAAGUAUUAGGAGUUAUUUUCUUUUUCAUUUUGGACUGAUAGGAGCUUAUGAUGGUCAGCAUUCUAGGAGUUAAUUUGACGCACGUGUCCUUCAUGAAACACCUCUCCAGUCUUUGCUAAUUUAUAUAUAUCACUGCAGCUGUUAUCUCAAUUGUGGAGUUCUUCCAUUGCACUGCAUUUUAACUGAUCUACCUGCAGACCGGUACCUGCACAGUAUAAUAUAGUUAGGGAGAAGGUCAGGAUUCUCUGCCUCCUGAGAAGCUUUAAGGAAUUAAAAUUACAAGGGUGGUUUUUUCUCCCUCUAGCUUUAUCACCUCUAAGAGUGGGAAUCAGAGGAUCAGAAAAAAGGCCCUAAAUGUUUUGGGAGGCAUAAAUCCUAGGAGGCAAAAGUCCUAGGAUGGUUUGGGUUAGAAGCAGCCUUUAAGAUCAUCUAGCAUGUUAACUGAACCACUGAGCUUGGUGUCAUCUGCAGACUGGCUGAGGCUGCACUCAAUCCCACUGUCCGUGUCUUCUACAAAGAUGUUAGCACUGGUCCCUGAGGAACACCGCUUGCCACCGGUCUCCACAUGGACGUUGAGCCACUCACCGCAAUUCUCUGAGUGCAACCAUCCAGCCAAUUCCUUCUCGAGCAAGUGAUCUGUCCACCAAAUCCAAAAGAUAAAUAAAAGUACAUGAAUUGACAGUGGUGACUCUAAUCCCAGGUGAACAGAUAUUCAUUGCAUACUCUUUCCCUUUAGUUUUUAUAAUGACUUUUCUGAUUCAAGAGAAAGGGUCAUCCCAGGAUGCUAAUCUUGCACUAGAUUUUUAUCUUUUCUCUUGAAUUUCCAAAGCAAAUUGUAGAGUUAAGGUGGUGAAAGACCCAAAGUCAGUUAAGGAAAUGUGAAGUAUUCUAUUGAUCUCAAUGUGCUCAAGAGAAAGAAAAAUAAUCAAGGAACAAAUCCUGGCACAUCUGCUCCUUUUCUUCUUGCAGUGGUAGAACAGGAGGUCUGCAAGAUCAAACAGUUCUGAAAUUAUUAUUAUAGGAAGAGAUACAAACAUUCCUUAGUGUUCUCUACAAACAUGUACAUUAAUUUUUUAUCACUAUUAUUUUUUUUAAUGUAGAAAGUAGCCUAGGAAAGAACAGAUACAAAAUACAAUAGGCUGCUUUCAUUAGGCUUAAAAAAAACCUCAAACAGCUGACAAACAGGUUAUUAAUUGUAACAUAUGAGCAGGGGGCCAAGAGAGACUGAUGAACUUAUCCCAGAGAAAAUGUGAUUCUAUAGCGAUUAUUAAAAAUAUUUCAAUUAAGAUUUUAACUCUGCAAUAUAGCAAGAAAUAAAAUCGAACACAACACAAGUAACAGGUCAAGGUGUGUUUUACACUGCUGUGUAAUUAUUCAUAAGCUCCAGGUUACUUCACAUUAUUUAAGUAUACAUGGACAUAGUCCAUUCUAGUGUAGGCCUGAUGUUCAGAGAUUAUAGGACUUGUCUACAUGAGUUAUAUUUAGAUUUGCUCCCUAAGGAGUUCAGCAUUUUUGUUUGAAUAAGUGCUGUACAAUCUUAACUGUAAGUAUUGACAGGUUGGCUAGCAAGCAAUUAAAGAAGGGUCUUAUGUUGUUGCCAAAUAUUUAGGUAGGCAUCCAUGAAAUUGUAACUAUUUGUAUACCACCUUUGCAAUGACCAAGAAUUAAAGUUAUUUUCAUCAUGGGUGGAUGAGCUUGUGGGUGAAUUUGUAUGGGAUAUUUCAAGUUUUACUUGCCAGCAGGAAAGAAUCCCACGAAUCAUAACAUUUUCAUUACCAGAGACCUUGUGUUUCUAGCACUCUUUUCUUCAGCUAUAAAAGUGCAAUACUAUUUCAAGUGCAGCUGUAUAUUCCUGUACAAGAUCAGAAGAAUCUAGUUCUCUUGAUUCUCUCAAAUCAGGCAGGUGAGAUGAUAAUAGAAAAAAAAAAGAAAAUCCAAACAAUUGAUUUCUUGUUUUUUUCUAUUUAGCCACAACGAUUUCACUAGCAUGACUCAUUUUUAUCUAAAUAUUAAUACUUAUGUCUAUCAGCAUUAUAGACCUGAUGGCAGAAAUAAACAAUAAUAAAUUAGUGGAAUUAAAGACCCUGUUCUCUUGAAUAAGAGGACUGAUGGGCUAGCAGUACUGCACACUGGAAAUGCUUCUGCUAAUAACAAUCCAUCUAAAUAGUGCAUGUGGUUUAGCACUUGUCCUAAGCAUCCUUAAGUCUAAAGCUCUUUGGGAUCUGGAUUUCCAGCAGAGGUUACAGCAGUUUGGCCCAUUCAGCAUUUCUGGGAUGAACAAGUUGAAUGUGCAUGAUCUACCAACUUUAUUUUUCUAGACAAUUAUGCUAGUGCUCUUCCAUUCCCCUCAAAAUUUCAGGAAAGCUUUGAGGUUUUGACCCCCUUCACUAGGCAAGAAUUCAGUCUAUGAGCUGUCAGAGAAGCUCUGUGCAAUAGUCUACUACUUGUUUCUGUUGUUCAUGUCUGGAAAUUGGGAGGAGGGGGAUUAAAAUGUAUUUAUCAGUUACAAAACCUACAAAACCAAUUUAUCUGCUGUUUUGGUAUAGCCAAAUCCGAACAACCUAAACUAGACAUCCAAAUUUCAGUUAGACAUCCAAAAUUUAGUUAGUCAGUACUUCUGCAUGUGGGGUGAUGGUGUGCUCAUCUAGCUCUUGAAUUUUAGGCUGUUAUGGAGGAGAAGGUCACAUUUUCAAACUUUGUCGUCAGUUGUGGAGCCAGGAUGCUUCUCUAUUUUUUUUUAAAUAAGGUCCCAUAUUUCUUGGCUCACUACAGAAUUAUUUCCUUAAAGCACCUUAAAAUUUGCUUCAAAAUGACAAGCAAUACCUUGUGAAAAUGUUGAUUGCAGUGUUGUUCUAAAGUUCAAAUCAUAUUGCUCCUUACAAAAGGCUGACCUCAAAGUUAUCCGUAUUGUACAUGUCCUAAGAAGACUGACAUUUCUAACCAAUUUAUUAAAGAAAAACAAAAUGCUUUCUGAACAUUUGCCUUUUAGUUUGGAAUUCUUGGCUUCAUAUUGGCCUUCUGUAUAUGGAGGAGUACCAUAGUUAUAUGAGUACACAUUGCCAGGUCUGUAAACCACAGACAUCCAAGUCUUUUUACACCUUUUUGCCAAACUUACCUCUUAGCUCAAUGGAGUUUAUUAGUCUUCAAAUGAAGACUGUUCUACGGUGACUGUGAUAGCUUCACUUCUGAAAGGUGUUACCUGCCUAUUACUUGACCUAAAAAAACAAACAAAAAAAACCCUGAUGAAUAGUUAAGCCUUUAACUAAAUAUGCUCUAACAAUUGUUUCAGUCAGUGAUAACUAUGAUCUUGCUUCUAUUCAAUUGUAAUUAUAACACUGGAGUAAAAAAAUUGCAGAGUUUGUACUGGCUGGGUAUAUUUAUAACAUAAUGCUAACAUAAUGCAUGCUCUGUUCUCUG
Molecule: messenger RNA, 9322 nt
Organism: Lagopus muta (rock ptarmigan)
Lineage: Eukaryota; Metazoa; Chordata; Aves; Galliformes; Phasianidae
Product: solute carrier family 13 member 5-like
Exons: 13
Coding region: 139-1992 (617 amino acids)
Biological process (GO): citrate transport; monoatomic anion transmembrane transport
Cellular component (GO): membrane
Molecular function (GO): sodium:dicarboxylate symporter activity; succinate transmembrane transporter activity; citrate transmembrane transporter activity
Source: RefSeq, a predicted model, not a curated record